UCAGUUCCGUUCGCAGUAUAUAGUUAAAAAGGUGCUUAUUGUUAGUUCCAAGACAGCAGUGAGUUUACAAAUAUAAUGCACUUUGAAAUUCAUUUUUCAAAUUUAAAAAGUCAAGUGCUAACAAUGAAAGACAUUUAUCAAAAGAUUUCUUCAAAUUUAUAAGGAAGACUCAAAUAACGCAUGGACAAAUGGCUACAAGAUAGAAAGCUCUGGCUAUUUGGGAGCACUCUUCCUUUGCUUCCACGAAGGUCGCGUGCCCCAAGUAAGGCUAUGGAAAGAUAUGAAAGACUGGCACGUCUUGGAGAAGGAAGUUAUGGGGUUGUCUUCCAAUGCAGAGACCGACAAACUGGCAAAUUAGUGGCUGUCAAAAAAUUUCAACAGACAGAAGAUGAUCCACUCAUUAGGAAGAUAGCUCUUAGAGAGAUACGUCUUCUUAAGAAUCUUAAGCAUCCAAAUUUAGUGAAUCUAAUAGAAGUCUUUAGGAGGAAACGGAAAUUACAUUUAGUUUUUGAGUACUGUGAACACACACUUUUGCACGAAAUGGAAAAAUAUCCAAAGGGAUGUCCCGAUAUAACGACAAAACAAUUUACGUGGCAAAUAUUACAAGGUGUGGCCUAUUGUCAUCGACUUGGAAUUGUUCACAGGGAUGUGAAACCAGAAAAUAUUCUCCUCACAGCCGAUGGAAUUAUUAAACUCUGUGAUUUUGGUUUUGCCAGAAUGUUAAGUCCUGGUGAAAAUUAUACGGAAUAUGUCGCAACAAGAUGGUAUCGAGCACCAGAAUUGUUGGUUGGUGAUACGCAAUACGGUACGCCAGUCGAUGUUUGGGCGAUUGGCUGUGUUUUUGCGGAAUUAGUAAGAGGAGAGGCUCUAUGGCCUGGAAAAUCUGAUGUUGAUCAAUUGUACCUGAUUAGAAGAACUUUAGGCGAUCUCUUGGCGAGGCACAUGGCUAUUUUUCAGCAAAAUGAAUUCUUCGCCGGUGUUACUCUACCCACUCCACAGUCUUUAAUUCCACUGGAGAAUACACUUCCAGAAAAAGCCAGUACUCCAGUGCAGCAGAUUGACUUUCUAAAAAAAUGCCUAAAUAAGGAUCCAGAAGAAAGGUGGACUUGCGAUCAACUUUUGCAACACAUGUAUUUUGAAAAUUUUAAUUUUCAAAUGCCACACAGUGAUCCGGAUGAAUUUGAAAAACUAAAAAAGUAUCGCGAGCGAUCUAAAAAUGCAAAUUACAAUCAAAUGGUGCUGCCUCAACUUCCUAAAGCUGUGCUUAAUCACAAUCAAAGUGAAAUCCGUCCACGAAGCUCAUCAUUGCAUCAGCAAUCCUUCGAUCAUUUACCGACUAUAAGAGGCUAAAACAGUCUCAAUUGUACAUUUAUUGAAAAAAAAAUAUACAUAUUAUAUAUAUAUUUCCCUAAACAUAAAAAAUAUUUCGACUUUUACGCUUCUUUGUAAAAAGUUGUAUGCUUUCGUUAGGAAUAAUUGCGAAAAUCGCAACCUAACAUUUGAGAUUCAUCUCUUUUUAUUUAUAACUAUUUAUUUACGUCGCUUUACUUUCUGAGUGA
Messenger RNA from Leptopilina heterotoma, 1559 nucleotides. Its product is annotated as cyclin-dependent kinase-like 4. Gene Ontology annotation, cellular component: nucleus. The coding region runs from base 181 to 1350 and encodes 389 amino acids. NCBI's taxonomy places the organism in Eukaryota, Metazoa, Arthropoda, Insecta, Hymenoptera, Figitidae. Gene Ontology annotation, molecular function: cyclin-dependent protein serine/threonine kinase activity; ATP binding. The transcript has 6 exons. Gene Ontology annotation, biological process: protein phosphorylation. The record is from RefSeq and is a predicted model, not a curated record.